Messenger RNA from Morone saxatilis (striped sea-bass), 5446 nucleotides. RefSeq names its product cingulin (gene cgna). NCBI's taxonomy places the organism in Eukaryota, Metazoa, Chordata, Actinopteri, Moronidae. Gene Ontology annotation, cellular component: myosin complex. The record is from RefSeq and is a predicted model, not a curated record.
AAGGUAACAGGUUGCUGUCGCCGCAUAAUGAACUUGUAGCUGUGUUAAUUUACGCAGGAGUUGUUUGUCCACCCACUUUUCUCCCCCUGUGUGUACUUUUAAUGGACGUCUGUGAACAUAUUUGAAUCAUUAUCGACAUAAAAGAAGCGAGGUGUCAAAGAGGAAGCAGAGGAAGAACUUCGGAGAAAGAGCAUGAGCACACCAUCUUCAGGUCGGAAGACCCCGGUGGACUACGGUGUCCAGAUCCGCUUCAUCGAUGACAUCUGCGACACUGGUGGGGGGCAGCCCGGGUCCCAGCCCAGGUCCCAGCCCGGGUCCCAGCCCAAGCCCAAGCCCAAGCCUCAGACAACCUCCAAAUACGGUGUGGCCGUCAGGGUGCAGGGUAUUGCUGGCCAGCCAUAUGUGGUCCUGAAGGACGGAGAGAAAGGAGACUCAUAUGGGGUCCAGCUCAGGACCCAGUACCCCUCUGGUUACAGCAGCCUUCCCCGGAGGAGAGAGAAGGCAGAGCCAGGAGUACAGGGGCCAGAUGUAGGAGGAGGAGGAGGAGGAGAGGAGGAGGAGGAGGAGCAGGGAGGUGCUCUACGCCGGGCCCAGUCCCAUGGCUCGCUGCUGGACAGAGAUGGGGAGGGAGGGGCAGGCAAUGAGGAUUUUCAGCUGUCCAGGCCACCAGGGGAUGGGAAGUCUGGUAGUUAUGGGAAUCUGGAUGGAGGAAUUGGGGUAAGGGGGGAGAGGGAGCAGGUUCGGCAUGUCGGUGGUAGAGAGGGGGACGCGGAAAGGAAUACGUGGGAGGGUUCAUACACAGCCGGACUCAACGGGUCAGUGAGGAGCAGUCAGUCCUACCCUGAUCCUCCUCAACAAACAAAUGAGCUUCACUCUAAUAAGAGACAGACUCCUGUCAACAGACUAAUAAACAGGUUUGAUGGUGGUAACUCUGGAGGCCAGCAGAGAGGACUCCCUCCUGUAGAUCCCUACACCUCACCUCCGUCCUCAACGCACAGCAGCUUAGGACACAGCCAGGCCGCUGUCACCAAAUCUCCUGGACACUCCGCUAAUCAGUGGACUCCGCCAGGGAAAUAUGCCGCUGUGGAAACGCCGCAGGCUAUUCUGACUGAGGCACAAGUGACUCCUGACCUUUUGCUGGACCAGGGUCAGAGUGCAGAGAUGACCAGCGAGGAGGAGCAGGUCAUGCAGACUAUAUACAACAUCCUGAGACAAGGGACCAACGAGAGUGAUGUUAUCAUCAAGCACAAAGUAAAGGUCAUCUUUCAGAAGAUUCAGAAUCUAAAGCCCAAAGAAAGGCCUCGGGAAGAGUGGGUGAGAGAAAAGAGGGAGCUUGAAAGAAAGAUGGCUGACCUACAAACCGCCCUGCAAGAGGAGAGAAGGGACUCUGUUAGCAAUUCUGAUCCCACUCUGAAAGCUGAGCUGGAGUCCUGUCUGGAUGAAAAUCUGCAACUUCAGGAGAUGCUGGACCGGAAGAAGAAAGAAUUAAAUGAAACACAAUCAGAGCUGACUCAGCUGCGUAUGGAUAGGGAGAACGCAGAGGCACGGGUCAGAGAAAUGGAGGACCAGCUGGCUGAGCUCCAAGAUGAAAUGAGAAGAGAGAAUGGCAGCAAGACGGAUCUGAUGUCUUGUCAGGCACAGCUGAUGGAGGUAUGCCAGCUGAAACGGAAGCUGGAGGAGACGCUAAGACAGAGAGAGAGGGAGCUAACUGCUCUCAAAGGAGCUCUGAAGGAAGAGGUGGCCACACAUGACAAAGAGAUCGAGGUGCUCCGGGAGCAGUACAGUGUUGACAUGGAGAAGCUCCGCAGCAGUAUGGAGCAUGUGUCUCAGUCUCAUGCAGGGAUCGAGGCAGAGCGGCUGCGUGUAAAUGCAUCGAUUCGCUCCCUACAGCAGCAGCUGGAAGACUGUAGAGAUGAAAGCAGCCACUGGAUGGAGCAGUUUCACGCCACUAGAGACGAACUUCGAACAACUAAACAAGAACUCCUGCAAGUCCGUCUGGAAAAAGAGGAGUUUGAGGAAGAACUAAAAGAGCUUCAGGAGAAAGUGAGCACCAUGAAACAACAGAUACCGGACCCCGGCCACACUCAGACUCUCAACCAGGAACUUCAGCGAUACAAUGCUGAUCUACAGAAGGCAAAGUCUGAAGUGGAGAAGCACAGGUUGGAGUUUGACAAGAAGGUCAUGGAAGUCAUCUCCAUAAAGAAAUCUCACCAGAACCAGGAGGCAGAACUGAAGUAUGAGAUUGACAGGCUAAAGGAUCAGUUGCAGAGGGCCAAAGACGAUUUAGCCAGGUCACAGGAGAAAAACAAACGGCUCCCGGACCCAGCCAUCAUCUCAGAGCUGGAGCAGAAGCUUGAUGAGACAUGUAGGGAAGCUAGCCAGCUCAAAGAGAAACUGUCAUUAGCUGAGGAGGAACUGGAAGCCAGUAAAACACGUCUCAAUAAAGCUCAGAUAGAUGUUAAAUCGCUCCAAGACGGCCAGCAGGAGCAGGAGGUGGCAAACGCACGUCUCAAAGAGAAACUCUCACGGUUAGAGGCUCAGCUGCAGACCAACGCCACAGAGAGCUCCGAGGCCGAGCUUGCCCUCCACACAGAGGUGAGAGGGCUGAGAUCUGAGCUAGAUGAGGCCAAGCGAAAGGCUUCCAGACUGAGCCAGGAGCACCGUGAAUUAAACCUGCGUCUGGAGGAUAUGGAGAAAGACAAGGAGACACUCAAACAGACCAUCAACCAGCUGGAAGGGAUCAAACGACAGCAAGAGAGAGCUCUGGAGAAAAUCAACAAAGAGUAUGAGUCUCUGGCCAUGUCCUCAAGAGAGGAGGUGCAGGCUCUCAGGAUUCAGGUGGAGGAGCAGAGAGAGCGGGCACGCAAGGAAAUGCAGGAGGUGCAACGUCACGGCAACGACGCUCAGAGUGAACUGGAAAGAAGUCGUAUAAAUCUGAUGAGACUGGAAGAAGAAGUGUCACGACAGAAGAAGGAGCUUCUGGUUGCCUGUGAGGAGAAAGACAACCACCAGCUUGAUAAAGAGCUUCUCACCAACAGACUGCGCCACCUUGAGGGAGAGAUAGAGACCAGCAAAAACAGCCUUAAUGAGAAAACCCGGGAGAUUCGCAUCCUGGAGGACAAGCUGAAGCGUGUGGAGUUGGAGCUGGAGGAGGAGAAAAGCAGUGUGGAGAUGUUGACAGACCGAGUGGCCAGGAGCAGAGACCAGAUCGAUCAGCUGCGCUCUGAGCUCAUGCAGGAGAGAUCCUCCAAACAGGACCUGGAGCUGGACAAGAACGCCAUGGAGAGACAUCUGAAGGAGCUGAGGAGUCGUGUGGCUGACAUGGAAGGUCAGUCUCGCUCCUCAGCCGGAGUCUCACAGCUGGAGAAUAAGAUCCAGGAUCUGGAAGAACGCCUACGAAGUGAGGAAAGGGAGAAGAACUCCGUUUUGGCAUCUCAACGACGUCUGGAGAGGAAACUUAAGGAACUCAACAUGACUUUGGAUGAGGAGAGACACACGCACACUGAACAGAGAGACCAGCUUGCUCUUAGAGUGAAAGCUCUAAAAAGGCAGGUAGACGAAGGAGAGACUGAGCUGGAAAGGAUAGAUGGACAGAGGAGAAAGGCUCAGAGAGACAUGGAGGAACAGAUGGAGCUCAAAGAGGCCUUGCAGACCAGAGUCACAGCACUCGAAACUGAGCUCAAGAGAAAAACACAUGCAGCAAUGCGCCCAGUUUUGGAUUCAUCAGCCCUCAGCUCCGAUGAUGACGACAGCCUGUUUGACCCCUCCUCCAUCACCUCCAUCCUCACUGAGAGCAACCUCCAGACCAGCUCCUGUUAAAACAGCACUUCUGGGACAGGGAAAGGGUGGGAAAACAUAGCACUGUUUAUGAAAAAGAUCAUGUGUUAGCUGGUUAGCUACUUUGUAGACUGGGAGUAAAGCCAAGAGGCAGAAUUGAGGGAGGGGUAUAAGGACCUGGGAGGUAAUUGACAUAUUGUGGAGGUUAGUAGGGGAAUGAUUUUCCACACAAGAGUGAAUUGAAGGAAACAGAGCAUCCUCUGCAUUUCAUGGAAUUUCCCUCUACAGUGUAUACCGACAUACUCCGUGGUACAUGUGGAAGGACUCCUUCGCAUUCAUGCAAUACACUACACAAGGUACUCCAGCAUAUAUAAACUCACUAAGUCGGUAACUGGAUUGCAAGGAGAGAAAUUAACCUAGAAGCACAGAAAAAAACAUGAAUAGGAAAUACCUCUUGAAUUUUUUGGUACAUAUUUAGCAUGUCAAACUAUUCAGGGUUGAAACUCUGGGUCUCACACUUAUGGUACAGAGUCUGGCUUUGACUGAAUUAUCAACUCUACUCUUCAUUUCUUGGUGUAGACAGUUUACCUGCUGGACAUAAGUUAUGUUCUGUGUUGUCAAACACACAGCUAUCAACUGACUGAACUCACAAACUCUGCACCCCAGCAUUCACAAAUAGGUAGGACUACUACAAAACAUGACAAACACUGACAUUUCAAGUGAUUGAAGUGAGCCAUAAAACACUGAUUCUUAUGCUGGUCUGCUUUGCCGAACCAAAUCUGAUGGUUGUAGUUCUGCAAAUGAUUCUUAUUGAAUGAAAUCUGGAGUUUGUUUACGUAAAAGAAAAUAUAUUAUCUUGUUUUUUUUAAAUAUGGAAUAUGUCAUUUUGGUGCUUGAGGAUCAUUUGGAGUAGGAGUUUUAUUCCACCGUCCAGUCUGUCACACGGUACACACUAGUUUGAAUAAUUAUUAUUAUUAUUAUUAUUAUUAUUAUUAUUAUUAUUAUUAAUUAUAAAGUAUGACACUAGUAGCACCUGAAAUCGAUUCUCUUGGACAGGGACCCAAUGGUAAAUACUAUAAAUGUGAUAGAAACCUCAUGUUGGUGUAAAGGUUUAGAUUAGUUUAGGCUCACAAAAUAACUUUCCUUCGUCAGAAUAUAACAUUCUGUUAAAAAAAAGUGUUUCAUCACUUUUAAAGCAAAAUAAUUGCCAAAAUAUCUUCCUGUCUGAUUUAAACUUUCCAUGUUUAUUUGUAAAAGCUGCACAACUUCUAUGCAUUCCCUUAUAACAAGUCACUGAAAUAUAUUCUCGUCAUUUCAUUACGAUGCCUUAAAAUUGUUAAAAAUAAUUUUGUAAUUGACUUGUAAGUCUUAUAUGAAUGAUUUUUGUAAAGUGUUCGUAUUUAACAUUUGUAGAUUCUUUUGAUUGAUUUUGUAUACAGUUUCAACAAUCAGUUGGCACUAUAAUUGUAUUGACAUUACUGUGAUGUAAUGUCUCUCAGUAUCUUUUCAGUGGAACUGGAAAAUGGUACUUAAUAAUGAUCUGUUAGAGUAUAGAGAUCCUGGUAUAUACUGUAAUUGUGACUGAAAGAAAAUGUACACUGACUGUACUUCACAAAAUAUUUUUUUCUAGUACGUAUAAAUUUAGCAGCAAUAAAGCUAUUAAGUUAAA